Messenger RNA from Vigna unguiculata (cowpea), 3195 nucleotides. RefSeq names its product Sec14p-like phosphatidylinositol transfer family protein. The record is from RefSeq and is a predicted model, not a curated record. NCBI's taxonomy places the organism in Eukaryota, Viridiplantae, Streptophyta, Magnoliopsida, Fabales, Fabaceae.
UCUUGUUAAAGAUGUGAUUUAUGGUUUAGAAUUUCGUUAUUUUAACAGUAAAAAGAUCUCGUUAGAAACCAAUACCUUCCCAUGAUUGAGUCACGACACGAACCAAUCCAAUCUCAAAGCAAAAAAGAUUUGAAAGUUGCGGAGUAUCGUGAUCAUAGCCACUUCAGGAGUAGUUUAUGAGUUUCCAAAUUCCAUCAGAUAAUUUCGGAUCAAACUACAGCAACUCUACAGCCAUAGCUCUGGUAAAUUCAUCUUCUAUUAUGCACUCAGUAGUAGCUACAACUAGUGAAGUAGAUCUCAUCUCAACCAAGUACGCGUUUUCCUCAACCCGAUUUUGGAACUCGAUUAAAAGGGGUUUUCCUAUAUGAUUAUUACAUCAUUUUUCUAAUGGAAGUCCCCAAAUCCCCUUCCAAAUACAAACGAAUCGCCAAUCACAAAUUGCUUAUAAAAUUCGGUUUAGUCAUUUUGGUCAUGCUGCUAUUGUUUCUGGGUUUUUAUCUCGAGUCAGAAACCGGAAAACUCAAUGCGUCGUCGUCUUACACUGUGGUCGUGGAUUGUGGAAGCACUGGGACACGGGUGAAUGUGUAUGAGUGGAUGGUAGGGGUGAAGGGAACGAGCAAAGGGAACUUGCCAGUGUUGCUGCACUCCUAUCCUGAUAACACAACCAGGAAGAGUUCACUUUGGAAAGGUUCUUGUCAAUAUCACUGUAUGCAAACUCAACCCGGGUUACACAACUUUGUUAAUGAUUCUUUAGGAGUGAGACAGGCUUUGGAACCCUUGAUUGUGUGGGCGGAGCAAGUGGUGCCGCGAGAAAUGCGCGGCAACACUCCUGCUUUUGUCUUGGCUACUGCUGGGUUGAGGGGGCUACCCAAGGAGGACGCUGAUAGGGUAUUGGGAGAUAUUGAGGCUGUUGUGAAAGGUCAUAGCUUUAUGAUGAGCAAGAGCUGGAUAAGGGUUUUGAGUGGGAAGGAGGAAGCUUAUUAUGGCUGGGUGGCUUUGAACUAUAAAAUGGGCACUUUUGAUUAUAACUAUCCCAAGUCUCCCACUUUGGGACUUGUUGAUAUUGGAGGCUCGUCAUUGCAGAUUGUGGCAGAGAUAGAUGUUGCUGGUGAUGAUGUGCAUGUGAUGAAAUCAAGGCUCGGAUCAAUGGAGCAUCGGAUUAUGGCAUAUUCAUUGCCUGCAUUUGGCCUAAAUAAAGCGUUUGAUAGGACAGUUCUUAUGCUCAGAAACAAUCAAAGUGUGGAAAGAACUGCCAGUAUCUCUGAGCUCAGACAUCCUUGUCUGGUAUCAACUUAUGUACAAAACUAUACAUGCCAUUCUUGCUCUGGAUUGGCUUCCAUUUAUGAGAAAAAUCACAGUCAACACCAGGCAAGUGAGCUUUAUUCUUUACGUCUUACUGGAGAACCUAAUUGGGAGCAAUGCAAAGAACUAGCUAUUGGUGCCGCCAUGAACUCGAGUUCUAAAGUGUCACAUCUGACAGUUAGCAAAAAUUGCCAAGCUAGUUCAUUUUCUGGUACUGGCACUGGUAUACUUAAUUUAACAGCUGUUGCACAACCAGCCAAGUUUCAUGCAUUGUCUGGUUUCUUUUUUGUCUACAGUAAGCUAGAUUUGAGCCCAAGAACCAACUUAACAAUGGUUUGGGAGUCAGGCAAACAAAUAUGUUCAAAUUUAUGGUCUGGUUUGAGCAGUGUUUCUGAUAAUCCAAAUUAUGCUGGACAAUUUUGUUUCCAGGUGGCUUAUAUGGCAUCAUUGAUUGAUUAUGGUCUCUGUCUUGGUGAUGUUGAAAUGGUAUUUGGCCCAGGUGACAUUUCGUGGACUUUAGGAGCUGCAUUGAUUGAAGGGAAAUUUUUGUGGUUAAACAGUACAAGCUACAAAGCUCAUGUUAUCAUUUCAACUUUAAAGAAUGUCAAGGUCACGUCUUCUCCUACUGUUCUAUUUGCUGUACUCGUAUUACUUUCAUUGAUUGUUUAUUGUAGUCAAAUUAAGCUACCAAUGCCAAGUAGAAGGGAUUCUGCUCCUGGCUCAUCUUUGCCAUCUUAUACUCCUGUAAGACGUCAGGGUGUGGUAUGGCGGUGGAGCAACCUUAAAGCUCCACCCACCAUUAACGUGAGAGUAAGGAACAGCAGGGAAUUGAUAGACAUGCGAACUCUGUACCCAACUGUCGCUGCUCCUCUUUCUCUUUCAAACUUUUCCCUUAGGACCAAUUUCCCUGUUCGAUGCAGUAACCUUCACUCGCAACCGCAACUGGACACGCGCAAGUUAGUUCUUUCAGUGAAGGAAAAGCUCGAAAAAGAACACCACAGCCUUCCUGUUGGAAGAAAUGGAAGGGAUGACGAAGAUAUGAUACUGUGGUUUCUCAAAGAUCGCAAGUUUUCUGUUGAAGAUGCUAUUUCCAAGUUGACUAAAACCAUUAAAUGGCGUCAAGAUUUUGAGGUGUCCAAAUUGACCGAUGAAACUGUUAAAGAUGCUGCUGAAACUGGAAAAGGAUACGUACACGACUUUCUAGAUAUUAAUGAUAGACCUGUGCUUGUGGUGGUUGGAUCAAAGCAUAUUCCUAUGGCAGUGGACCCUGCAGACGAUGAGAGGCUGUGUGUUUUCUUAAUUGAGAAGGCAUUGAGUAAGCUUCCAACUGGGAAAGAAAAAAUUCUUGGAAUAGUUGAUCUCAGAGGCUUCAGAACAGAAAAUGCUGAUCUUAAAUUCUUGACUUUCUUGUUUGAUGUAUUUUAUUAUUACUAUCCGAAGAGAUUGGAUCAAGUACUAUUUGUGGAUGCACCUUUUGUUUUUAAGCCAAUUUGGCAGCUAGCCAAACCCUUGUUAAAAUCAUAUACUUCCCUGGUGAGAUUUUGCUCCGCAGAGACUGUUAGGAAGGAAUAUUUUACAGAAGAAACUUUGCCACCAAACUUCAGAGACUGAAAGUUGGAUGGAAUAAAAAAUUGCAGCAAACUUUGCAAACACACUCUUACUUAGUAAGCGCGUUUAUCUUGGGAUUUAGAAGGACCAACAUGUGGAUGACAAUAGCAGCACAGCAUUUAUUUCGUUAAAAACUUGAAAUAGCAACACAGCAUAUUAAUUUUUUUUUGGUCAUCUCAAUUCUUCUGAAUAUUCGACGUUAGCGGUCAUACAAUUGGAUAAUAGUUUAGUAUAAUAUUGUGCUAGAAAUAGAAGAGAUGGGAAAUACAUAUAAUUUAGUUCGAA